This is a messenger RNA of Mangifera indica (mango), 847 nucleotides long. RefSeq names its product ubiquitin-conjugating enzyme E2 36. The transcript is spliced from 8 exons. Gene Ontology annotation, biological process: protein K63-linked ubiquitination; DNA damage tolerance. Gene Ontology annotation, molecular function: ubiquitin conjugating enzyme activity. Bases 167 to 628 code for a protein of 153 amino acids. Lineage: Eukaryota; Viridiplantae; Streptophyta; Magnoliopsida; Sapindales; Anacardiaceae. Gene Ontology annotation, cellular component: nucleus. The record is from RefSeq and is a predicted model, not a curated record.
GUCACCAAAACCCACUCGGAAAGAGUUGUUUGUUGCACUUUCUUCUAUUUAUUAAAUUCUCUGACUCUCUCUAGAAAAAGGAGAGUCAAUCAGAGGGCAAAAAAGAAAAAAGGAAACCCUAAUAGCGUUUUUUCUCUGCAAUAAUCGUAACGAUUCGAUCUCUGCAAUGGCUAACAGUAAUCUCCCCCGACGAAUCAUCAAGGAAACUCAGCGUCUCCUUAGUGAACCAGCUCCCGGGAUAAGUGCAUCACCGUCAGAGGAUAAUAUGCGGUACUUCAAUGUGAUGAUUCUUGGCCCAACACAAUCGCCCUAUGAAGGAGGUGUAUUCAAGUUGGAACUGUUUUUGCCUGAAGAAUAUCCAAUGGCUGCUCCCAAGGUUCGAUUCCUCACCAAGAUAUAUCAUCCUAACAUUGACAAGCUUGGAAGGAUAUGCCUUGAUAUUCUGAAGGACAAGUGGAGUCCAGCUCUUCAGAUUCGAACCGUACUUUUGAGCAUUCAAGCUCUUCUGAGUGCCCCAAAUCCUGAUGAUCCUCUCUCGGAGAACAUAGCAAAGCACUGGAAAACAAACGAGGCCGAAGCUGUUGAAACAGCAAAGGAAUGGACUCGAUUAUAUGCGAGUGGCGCAUGAUGACAUAGUGGAAACUUGUUUGAAAUAACAAUUGUGCAAUGUAUGCUAUUCACCGUCUAUUUAAAAUGGAAAUUUGGAAAAAUUGAUGUUUGAACAUUGAGAGUUUGAUAUUUUAAAAAGCUUCGAGUUAUUCUAGCUGUUAAUUAUUUUCUAUUUCUUGUAUUGGAAGCCUGUGGACUUUGAUCUUGUAUGAAUAGAUUAUAUCUUUGUCCUGCGUAA